This is a messenger RNA of Gadus chalcogrammus (walleye pollock), 6692 nucleotides long. RefSeq names its product zinc finger protein 106-like. Lineage: Eukaryota; Metazoa; Chordata; Actinopteri; Gadiformes; Gadidae. The record is from RefSeq and is a predicted model, not a curated record. The transcript is spliced from 21 exons. Bases 280 to 3702 code for a protein of 1140 amino acids. Gene Ontology annotation, molecular function: SH3 domain binding; RNA binding. Gene Ontology annotation, cellular component: membrane; cytosol.
GCAUGCAAUGCUGCCAAAUAUCGAGGCUGAAACGGACCAUGCCUCGAAAGAAGUAAAAUGGUAUCUUACGGUCAUAUGUUACAAUCUCCUCCCCAUCCUCGUCUUCCAUGGUCUUGUUACUGAUCAACACGAAGUCCCUCUGGUGGCAGUUCACACAGCCGAGAUAAUUCAUCAGGAAGGAGCCAUUCUCCAGACAGGUGUUCCCCUGUUAAAACGAAUCGUUGAAAUUCAUUACAGUUUUACUGUAAUGAAGUAAAACUGGCUUCAGGGGCAGAAAGAAUGUAUGAAAAGUACAAUCGACAGGCUUUGCUAGCCAUCGGCAGUAGCAAGCUUUGCCGCGUUUUGGAUAUUGCACAAAUAGAGACAAUAAAGGAGUUAAGAAUAUUCCGCAAGCAUUCGAUCAGAUCGGACUUUACUGCUACUCCUCCCCCGAAAAAUGGGCUCGGAAAGCGGUGCGCAGAGGAGGAAAAGGGGGUCAAGCGCGGAGGUACCCGGGCUAGGCCAGCGGCUAGUCCAACUCGCCCAGUCAUGCCAUCCAUCAUCCUGGCAAAUUUACGAUCUGAGGGCAUUCAAAUGGCCAAGGCUUCAGUCAAGAAAGUGGUUAAUGGCAACGCUCCAGUCCAGACCAGUACAGUGGUUAAGGGUAAAGCCCGAUUUAAGACCAAAACAGUGGUUAAAGGUAAAGCCACAGUCAACACGAGGACAGUGGUUGAAAAAAAAGCCCCAGUCAAGACCAAUGCAAAGUGGUCUUCCGGAAAGAAAAAGGAUCACUUUUGUGUUCUCUGUGGCGAAAUUUAUUCAACAAAGGACGGCCAUACCCAUAUGCAAAGUUACCUGCAUCAUCGGGAGUUUAAGAUUGCUUUGGGCAGGGAUAUCAGCCACUGGUGUCAAGCUUGCCAGACGUCUUCCAUUGACCUAUCUGCAUAUGCCAAGCAUGUCGACACACCUGAACACAAACUUAAAUUGAAUCUAUUGAGGCUUUGUGAAAAGCCCAUUGCUUUAUCAAAGAUACUGAGCCCGGAGGACUACAAAAUAGUUGUUGAAAGAAACCAAAACCUAAAGAGUCUACGGAAAAAGACGAGAAAUAAGCGAAAAAAGAAAAUGCUUCAAGAAAGGAAUUUAAGAAAUACAUGCCAACAAAACAAACAUAUCAAGCAAGAGGCCUUACUGGGAACGUUGGGACAGCACGCGGGGUCGAGCGGAAGUAGGGUGGAGCUGGUUCAAAACAAGCGGCAGGCUGAAGAGCUGGACUUCACCAGUGACGACGUCUCUCAAUUGGGAGCCACGCUGUACGAAGAAGAGCCGGUCAGGACGACCACAUCUCAGCCAAGUCCAGGGCCAAACCCAGCAGGUUCAACCCCUCCUGCCCCGCCAGGCGGCCCGUGCAAUACCGAUGUCGGCGUCAUGCUACGCCUAAUCCGGAAGGCGCUCGGCACGCCGACGGCGCACACGGUAGACUCUGGGAGUGGGGUAACGCAGAAAAUAUCAAUCAAGCAGGAGACGUCUCAGAUGGUUGCCGGGAAGAGGCAGCAAAGGAAGAAAGGCAUAGGAAUCCCCAGGUUGGGCGUUGAUCAGGAGAAUCCACCGCUGUGCCCAGUAGACUUUACAGAGGACGAACACCUAUACUGGGACUCUUACAGCGCGACGUCAAACAACGGCCAGGGCAACCCGGCUAGGGUGUCGGUCAAGGGGGAACCGGGGGAGCUGGACACAAGCCCCCCAGAGAGGAGGAAACGUAAAGGGGAUGACGGCCUUUCCAGUACGGACAGGAGUAGAAAGAAGAGGAUGAGCAAAUCAAACAAGGGCACCGAGGAGGUGGACCAGCUGCUGACGGUGUCCCUGCGGGAGGAGGAAGUGUGCAGGGCCCUGGAGGAGCUGGACCGCUCUCUGGUCCAGGCCCGCACCGCCCUGCAGGCCACGUACGCAGAGGUCCAGCGACUCCUGGCCCUCAGGCAGCAGUUCUCUACUGAGGUCAGCGGCCUAAGGGCGAAGCGUAUUGAGAUCCUGCACGGCAUGCAAGGUUCCUCUGGGCCAUCUACUGCCGCAGACCCCGCCGCCCCCUCCAUGCCCCCCAGCCGCUCUCCCCACUCCCCCUUCGCCUGCCUCCCUGCCCCCUCCCCCCUGUUGCAGCUGUCCGCCGCCACCUCGCCGCUGUCCGCUGCCCCGCUGAAGCAGGAGCGCGGAGAUCCACCCCAGGCGGCUCCGCUCCUCAUCCACGCCUCCCGCCUGCUGCCGCACACGCCCCCCUGGCCCGAGGCCCAGCCCACCGCCGAGAGAGCCACCAACACGGCCCCCGCACCGCCGCUCCCCGCCGUGAAGCAGAGCAGCAGCCCGCCGCUAGCCCCCAAAAGGGAGCCGGAGGAAGAGGAGGAGAGCGACGACAGCGACGAGAGCGAAGGCUCGUUGGUGAUCAUGGAGCCCCGCCCGGAUGACAUCAUUCACAUCGACGAAUCGGACAGCGACGUUUCACCCAAGAAGACCCCCCCCGCCCCCGACAGGGAGAACCGGGCUCCCCUUCAGCCCACAACAACCAGCACCCAGGGGGUGAAGGAGCUCACCUCGGUUCCUAUGACGACAUCCGAGCCCGACCAGGGGCCUCCACAGGAGCCGCUGGCCCUGGGGCCCUUCCAGAACCACGCGGGCCCCGUCCACGACCUGCAGAUCUAUGGCGGGCGGCUCUACUCCUGCUCCGGAGACAACACGGCACGGGCCUAUUGCCUCGUGACCAAAGAAUGCCAGGGGGUGUUUGAGGGCCACAGCAGCACCAUCAACUGCCUGCUGGUGGCACCGGCGGCCCAGGGCAUGCUGGCCCGCCUCUACACGGGCUCCAGCGACAAGACGGUGCGCUGCUUCAGCAUCAAGUCUCAGAAGUUCCUGGACCAGGUCUCCUUCCCCGACAGGGUGCUGUGCCUGCACAUAAGCUGGGGUAUUCUCUACGUGGGGCUGGCCAAUGGCUCUGUAGUAAGCCUCCACCUGAAGACCCUGAAGGAGCUGGACGUGUUGGAGUGCCACGGGCCGCGGGGCGUGAGCUGCCUGGGCACGUCCCAGGAGGGGGCGCGCCGCGUGCUGCUGGUGGGCUCCUACGACAGCACCAUCAGCGUGCGCGACGCCAAGAGCGGCCUGAUGCUGCGCUCGCUGCAGGGCCACACCAAGACGGUGCUCUGCAUGAAGGUGGUCAACGACCUGGUGUUCAGUGGCUCCAGCGACACGGGCGUCCACGCCCACAACAUCCACACCGGUGAGUUGGUGCGCAUCUACAAAGGCCACAGCCACUCCGUCACCUCCAUCAUCAUCCUGGGUAAAGUCAUGGUGACGGCCUGUCUGGACAAGCUGCUGCGCGUCUACGAGCUGCAGUCACAUGACCGCCUGCAGGUGUACGGGGGCCACAGCGACAUGGUGAUGUGUAUGGCCAUCCAUAAGAGCGUGAUCUACUCCGGCUGCUACGACGGGAGCAUUCAGGCGUCGAAGCUUAACCUGAUGAAGAACUACCGCUGCUGGUGGCACGGCUGCUCCUUGAUCUUCGGUGUGGAAGAGCAUCUCACGCAGCACCUGCUGAGGGAUCACAGCAACGCCCACCUCGCCACGGUCGCCUGCCGCUGGAGGGGCUGUGACGCCUUCUUCCCCACGCAGGACGCAGUGCAGCAGAAGCUACCUAAACACGUGCAGAGCCACGUUGAGAUGGACAGCCAGCUGAAUAUUUGACGCAUGACAUGAGAUCUUUCAUUUGGAAGCAGUAUUUAUCGUUUGAGUUGGACGAUUCCUCCAUGUGUUUACUGGCAUUGAACCUGUAUAGCUGAAGCUAGUUUUUAAUUUCACAAAGCAAAGAUGUCUAUUUAGACCAGCUCAGGCAAUGCAACCAGUUACAUAAUAAGUCAAUAUUGACAAAAAUGGUGUUUGUACUUGUUGUUUGAUUUAUUUACAUUCAGAUUGGCAGCAAAAUGUGAAUUGCAGGUUUUUUUAAAUUUAUUUUACAUCUGCAAUUUCAUACAAGACGAGUCAAUAAAUGCCUCAUUUGAGUUGAAAAUGUUACCCGAAUAAAGUUUAUUUCAAGGUAAACCACUUUCAACUAUGCACACCAAAACAUAAGCGAAUAUUGCACAAAGUUUUUUUUACACAUUUUAUAAAAGCUUGGCGUCACACUCGAGGUAAUUACAAUCAUUAAUGUAGGAGAGAACUUUGCCUGUGGUUUUAUCAAUGUCAAGAAGCCUUGCUUUAGCAAGGCGUCGGUUUAAAACACAAGCUUUGGUUUAAAACACAACCCUGGUUAAAGUUGAACCAAGUCAAGCCACAGGAUAAGCCAAAAACAUAAGUUAUCCUAUUUCCUUCCGAGUGCUUAUUUGUAGUUUCACCUGACGCUUGCCUUAAUUUUAUUAGCAAGUGCACUUUGUAAACUGAUGCCAAUCGGAAACAUGAACUGCAAUCGUUUGUUUCGUUGUAGACGGUGGUGGGCUUGAGGUGUAGGUGUAGUUCUGGUCGGUGUGUCGCUCUGCUGGGAUCACGGUCCAAGAGAAGGCAGCCAGCCUCCCCUAUGAAUACAUGGUCAGCUGAAGCCACUGCAAAGCAACCACAGAAGGGUCCAUUAGUUAGAUGUGUGGAAUGAGACUUGUAUCGUGUUUGAUAGUGAAAAGGGUUCAUCGCAACCAGGCUUCAUCGUGGGACAGAGGCAGAGUCUCUCAUGACACCAUAUGCUACUGUUCUCCAGGUUAUGGUUAGUGAACUAUACUAGUGAAGAUAAGUCUGCUACCAGCAGACCCACGCUUAGUGAGGAGUGUUAUGAGCGACCGCUGUGAAUAGGGUGAUUCUCCUACCUCUAGGACGUUGAGCUUGAUCAAACCAUCUCCGUCUUUGUCAAACGCAUGGAAGGCCCCUGAAAAAUACCAUUGUAUUGUCUCAAAGUGCCACCAUCGAAAUGUAUAUUUAUAAAUCUAGAUCUAUAUAUCACACACACACGCAUCACGUUUGUUCCUAAUUACUAGAAAUACUUUGUUUCUAAAGACGAAAACCUUGAACCAACUUGGUCCUUUUUUUAAGACGGGUCUGAAUAAAAAAUGUAAAUGUGUACUACUUACUGAACAUUCCUUCUAGCCUCACAAAACAGCAGAUGAAGCUGUCAAAGUCAAUGUUGUUGCGUUCGUCGGCAUAGCGCAUGGCUAAUAUGUCGUACAACUGCUUAUUGAGGUGGAAACCUUGGUGAGGAAGGGAUUACAUGGAGGUUAGGGUAAUUGUGAUACAAAAGAAAGUUGAAAAGUUACUUUAGAUUCAUUCGGUUCACAGAUAUAAAAGAUAAGCCUUCAUUUGAGAUUCAGGGAGCAGGUCUUGGUGUUUGUAUAAUAAAGUUAACCUACUGUGCUGGAUAAUAGUAAAUAAUUGGAUAACAAAUUGUUUCUUAAAUAUAUAUAAAAGGAUAUAAUGUAUUACAAUAGAAUUUUGUCCAUACCGGCAUCAUUCACAGCGUUCCUCAUUUCGAAGCUACUGAUGGUGCAGGAUUUGUCUUUGUCGUACAUUCUGAAGAUGACCUACAGAUGGAUAAGACUGUUAGGAUAGGACAAUAUAAAACAACUAAAGAUGUGAAUUGAACUGGCUUCCUACCUGCCACUGUUUGAUUUUAUUCCACAAGUGUUUGAAUUCUUGUAGAUUCAGCUUCCCAGUGCCAUCAGUCUGCAGAGGGUUUAGUUAGGACCAAAACUACAUGUUCCAAAUAUGGUUGGGCUGAAUUUACAGUCAAUGUUUUUAUAUGUUUGUUCUAUUAGCUACAGCUCAAUUACAGGACUCAUGAUUGCUUUUUAAAACGGCAAACUCUGUAGCAGAAACCUGUUGCUAAUAUUUGCAAACCUGGGUGAGUACAGUUCAAUAACUACCUUCUGAUGUCCAUUGUCCACUGAGACAACGCUCUGCGGGGCAUGGAGCGGAUUGUAUUGGUCAAUACAAAAGCUGAACGCUUUCAGUUUUAUAUAGAGCUGAUGUACUCAGGAGUCUAAUACAUAAAGUCUGUUCAUAUUCCAGCUCUGUGACAAGCAAAGUCAGAUGUUUGACCGUCACCAUCUGGGAGAAGGGAGAAGAUUAUCUUCCUCGACAUGGAAUGUCCUCUGAGCCCACCUCCCAGCUCUGACCCUGCCAAAAUGUGUGUGGGAAACAAAGUCACAGACGCAUACGUUAUUGAACUGACAAGCCAGCAAGGCCAGCCAACCUUAACCACUCUGCCUCAGGUGACCACAGCGCCCUGGUCUGCCUUCAGUGCUCCUGAAAGGAUACGUCCAUCAGGGCGAUCAUGCUCCGACACGUCUCCAGGCUGAAGCCCUCCGUCUUUAUCUGGUUGUCUGUGGGAACCAAUUGGGAAUUGUAUCUCAAUUUGAGUCCAAGCAGCAGUUGUAGAGUUCAGUGUUUAUAUUUAAUACUUUCUUCCCUUACGUUUUUCCAGCACCCUCUUCAUGACAACUUUGAGCUCACUGGCACAGAUUUGCAUGUCCUAGGAGAGGAGAGAAGUAAUGUAUCCAUGUAUUUCCUUUUGCUAUUUUCAUCUUUUUCUACCUUAGUUCCACAUAUUAGUCGAUCCAGUGUUGAUGAUAAAGAGUUUGUGAGCUGAUAACUUGGACAGGGCGUUGACCGCUGUUACCAGGGACUGGGCCUGGCCCCAUAUUACGCACCUCACCAGCGAUCUGUCUGUAAAUGGCCCUGAAGGUUUUGUCCUCUUC